AUGCCGCCCGUCAAAAAGCUGACGCAAGCGCAAAAGGAGAUCCUGGCCCUGUAUAGGAAGGGUCUCCGAAUGAUCAUGACAAAAGAGCAGGAACAUCGACGAGAUUUCACCAUCUACUUGCGCUACUUCUUCAAGCAUCCAUCUUGGGGCGGCGGACUUCGAAGAAGUGACUUUUCACAGAUCGAAUACAUGCAGCGAAAAACAACAAGACUCCUCGAGGCAACCUUCGAGCCAAAGUCUGUCAAGCAUAUCAACCUGCCACACGACAUUGAGAAGGAUAUGCAAGAGCUCGGACUUGCGCAUUGGAGACGGGCCUUUCGCCAUGCCAGCUCGGCUGCCGACUCAUCGGAUUCUUCAGCCUCAACAAUACCGUCCUCGAAUUGA
Messenger RNA from Ustilago hordei, 384 nucleotides. RefSeq lists its product as uncharacterized. The transcript has 2 exons. The record is from RefSeq and is a predicted model, not a curated record. NCBI's taxonomy places the organism in Eukaryota, Fungi, Basidiomycota, Ustilaginomycetes, Ustilaginales, Ustilaginaceae. The coding region runs from base 1 to 384 and encodes 127 amino acids.